UGGAAGUCAGUUUUAGCCGACCCCUAAAGCCUAUCUCGGGAAAGACUAAAGUGAAUUAUUCGCUGAGCAACGGAUUACGGAUGUGUAAAUUCAAAUGCACAAGCGAAUAAGGAAUUUACUGAGACUUUUUGAGCCAACUGACAACUGCCAAUGACGAUCAUGCUGAAACUGUAUAAAACCCAGUAACAGAUCAUCUGAAAAUGUCGGAAGAGGUUAGUGAUAAUAGGGAAAUGACUGGGGUGGAAUUAGAAAAGGAAAAUGAUGACCAUGGUGAAGUUGUAGACGAAACGACAGACCUACAGCAGAUUCAAAAUGAGAUUGACAAAACUGGUAUAUCUAUGGAAUCGAUUAGUAUAUCUGAGAAACGGAUGGAAUUAAAAGCUGUUGAGUGUGGUAAUCUUGAAGCUGUAGAAGGUGCAGAAAGUGACCAAGAAAAUCUUUCAGGAAAAGCUGGUAUACACGGGAGAUCGGUUGGGAAAUGUGAGAAACCGGCUGAAUUAAAAGCUGAUAGUGUUAGUCAUUUUGGAGUUGCGGAUAACACAUUAAAGGAUCUAGAGAAAAUGUCAGAAGAGAUUAAUAAGAAUUGGGAAUCGCUGGCGAUCUUUGAGAAACCGAUGGAGUUAAUAACUGCAAAGGACGGUAAUUUUGAAAUUGUAGAAGAUACAGUAAGGGAUCUAGAGAAAAUUGAGUCUCCAUUAAAUGUUGUUGCUAUAGCAGGUCUGUACAGAACAGGAAAAUCAUAUCUGAUGAACCGUUUGGCCGGCAAGACAAAUGGAUUUAUUCUUGGAAGUUCUAUAGAAUCAACAACAAAAGGUGUAUGGGCUUGGUGUAAAACGCAUCCAACAAAAGAAUCUCAUGUUUUACUGCUUUUGGAUACUGAAGGUCUAGGAGAUGUUAAAAAGGGGAGCAUCGAUCAUGACAACAAAAUAUUUACCAUUGUCACUCUCCUCAGUAGCACACUCGUAUAUAACACGAUGUCUGCCUUCAACCAAGAUGCAGUUGAGAAACUUACAUAUAUCACUAUGUUGUCAAAGAACUUGAAAGUCACGUCAAGCAGUUCUUCAGAUGAAUCGCUCGAUUGUAUAAUGCCACAAUUUGUGCUGUGUUUACGGGAUUUUAAUCUAGAGCUACGCAUUGAUGGUAAAGAAAUCACUGAGGAUGAAUACCUAGAGGACUGCCUCAAGACCAAAGAAGUAAAAACGCCAGAAGACGACAAAUACAAUCGUCCCAGAGAGUGCAUUAAAAAGUAUUUUACACGUAGGAAGGUGUUCACAUUCGACAGACCAGCAGGAAGAAGUGUCAUGAGACGUUUAGACACAGCUCGAGAUGAGGACCUUAACGAGGAGUUUAUCCAAGAAACAGAGCGGUUCAUGUCCUAUGUAUAUGACUGUCCCGAGAAAGUUCUUCUUAACAAAUUGCCAGUAACAGGCAGCAUGUUAGCAAAACUUAUACGGUUCUACGUAAAAGCAAUAAACGAAGGAAGUGUUCCAUGUGUCGAGGAUGCAAUGAUGACAAUGUCAAGAUUAGAAAACGAGCGACAUACAAAGAAUGCCGUGGAGGAAUACAAAGCGCUGAUUAAACAAAUACAACUGCCAGUCUUUGACAAAAAGACACUACAUAAUUCUAAUUUGAAAUACCAAGAAAACACUUUAUCAAAAUUACAUUCUAAACUAUUGUUUGAUACAGACAAAAAGAUUGAAAAAGCUACAAAGGCUGAAAUGCAAACACUAUAUGAACAACUCGACCAGCAAAACGGAGACCUUUUAUAUGAACAUUGCGUUGAUAAGCUCCAUGAAAUGCACAAGAAAAGUAUUAAGAUUAACAAAGAAAAGGGAAAGUAUGCUGUCGCUGGAGGACAUACAAUUUACAACAAAGACAUGCAUGAUCUUUUCGAGGAGUAUAAUAAAGACCUCGAAACUACUGAGUUUGCUGAGAGGCAAAGGGCUCAAAGCGAUUUUGAAAGAAGAAUGCUAUCGGAAAGCAAAAUGAUAAUGGAUGUAGACAAAGCAAAGUCGGAGAAGGAAAUAAAAGGUACAUAUAGUACAUCCUCACUUUGUGUUGCGAUUUUUCAUUUAUAUGUACAUGUAGUUUGUUUUUAUUUUAUAAUUAUCAUAAAUUACGCUCUUGCAUUAACUAAGUGUUAAC
Messenger RNA from Mercenaria mercenaria, 2145 nucleotides. Its product is annotated as guanylate-binding protein 2-like. The transcript is spliced from 12 exons. Lineage: Eukaryota; Metazoa; Mollusca; Bivalvia; Venerida; Veneridae. Bases 201 to 2144 code for a protein of 647 amino acids. The record is from RefSeq and is a predicted model, not a curated record. Gene Ontology annotation, molecular function: GTP binding; GTPase activity.